AUGACUGAGCACGAAGCCAAGACCCUUAAGGAGCUAAUUGAGUACGCCAGCAAGAACAAGGCCAUUGUUGUCGACUUCCACGCCACCUGGUGCGGUCCAUGCGUGAAAAUCGGCCCCUACAUCAUCAAGAAGUGCCAAGAAAAUGGAAUCACUCUUGUAAAGGUGAAUGUUGACGAUAACCAAGAAGCUGCUCAGAAGUUUGGAGUGACAGCCAUGCCCACCUUCGCUGUGCUCAAUGAAAAGGGAGAAGCUUUGCUUACCAAGACUGGCGGAACCGAAGCAAUCGUCAACGAAAUCAUCGAAUUUGCUUUGAAACACAAAUGA
Nymphaea colorata (pocket water lily) is the source of this 324-nucleotide messenger RNA. RefSeq lists its product as uncharacterized. The record is from RefSeq and is a predicted model, not a curated record. The coding region runs from base 1 to 324 and encodes 107 amino acids. Gene Ontology annotation, biological process: cell redox homeostasis. The transcript has a single exon. Lineage: Eukaryota; Viridiplantae; Streptophyta; Magnoliopsida; Nymphaeales; Nymphaeaceae.